Seminavis robusta is the source of this 1107-nucleotide messenger RNA. Lineage: Eukaryota; Bacillariophyta; Bacillariophyceae; Naviculales; Naviculaceae. The record is from the annotation of a GenBank genome assembly.
AUGCGAAACGAUACAACCAGGCACACAGGGCCCGGGCAACGGCCGCAACCACCCAGCGAAUCCGGAGCGCCUCCUAAGGGCCGAGGCACCUGCGGACAUACAGCACCACACAAGAGACCGGCGGGGCUGCACCAAGCCCACACACAAGCACGAAGCGUUGAUGGCACGGACAACCGAGAUAACACACCACCAACACAGGAGACAAACGAGGGGCAAACUCCAAAAGCGACGCACGACGGGGCGAACAGCCCUGGGACACUCGGCAGCAGAGCGCAAGAGCGCAGCAGACGAGACUGCGGGCAAGGCACCAGGGGCCAGGCCGCCACAAUCGUAACGGCGACUCAACACCCAAACCAUAGGCCCAACCACAACGAAAGAAACCAGACAAACAGAAAACGACAGGAAAGGAAGCAAACCGGACGCGACACACAAACCGGAAGAGUACCAGGAAGACGACGACGGGGACGCGAAGAGGUCAGAGAAGCAAAUCAGAGACAUAAGAAAAAAGAAGAGCCAAACCCAAGGCAGGCACCAAACCCGCAACGAAGGUCCACCGAGCCAGGAGACAGGAACAAAGCGGGAAAAACCAACAGCGAAACGCGGAGAAAACGACAAAAAGACACGCGCAUCAACCAAGUCAAGACGCAUCAGCGAGGCGAAGGAGAACAACAAGCUGGCCGGCCGAGCGAAGACAGGCACGGGGAGACAGCAAAGAAGGGAGACACGAAGAAGAGCGGGGCACGCGGAGAGGACACUCCGCGGACGCCACACCGAAAACGGAACUCAAAAAAAGGAUACAGCCUGCAACGAAGCCCCCACGCGUACCCCACACAAGCGACACGACAGGGGCAGGAGACAAACCACCGAGACCACGACACACGCAGGGAGGAAGAAAUAUACGCCGGCCGAACGCCCACGACCGCGAGGGCCCACAGCACGCGCGCAGCACAAGCGCACAGGACGGGAGCCAGCAGAGCGAGAGGCACGCAAAAGAAACGAAACCCCGGACAAAACGCGAGGAACAAACACAACGGGUGGCCCCAAGAGGCAAAGCACGAAAACGCAAACGAGAGCAGGCCUCAUCACGCACCGCCAGUGCGUACGUAA